AUGGAUUCAAUGCUUUCAUGUGGUAUUACAGUCGUCAAAUCUGCAGCCAAAAUUUACCAAAAUGAUGUGAUUGCAAAACAUUGGACACUUAAAAAUAUUGGGAGGAAAUGGAAGGACUUCAAGUCUAGGUUGUGGAUAGAGUUCUAUGAUCCUUCGUCAAACCGAGAUGAACUGAUUAGUAAGUGUCCAAUCGGAAUUCAUAGAGACCAGUGGUCAAGUUUUGUCAACUAUCGUUUGUCUGAAAAAUCUAAGGAAAUUGAGCUCGGGCACAGUGUUAAUCGCUCAGAACUAUGGAUUGAUACCCACAAAGUAAAAAGAGGGUCAUCGGUUAAUGAAGAAUGUAGAAUUAUCAGUGAAAAAAUCAGAAAUGAAAUGGAUCAAGGCUCAUCUUCUCAAUCACAAUUUGUUUCACAAGAUGACCCUGUUGGCAAAACCUUUGGAAAAGAACAUAAUGGACGUGUUCGUGGGUUAGGUUUUGGACCAUGCCCAUCUAAGGUAUUUAACAAUACUUCAAGGAUGAAUGGGAUGCCUUGGUCGUCUAAUGAUAAUCAAAUGAAGGAGUAUGUGUCCACUUUGGAGAAAGAGUUAGCUGCAACUAAAGCUCAAUUGCAAGUUCAAAGUGAUAUGCAAAAGGCCAUAGGAGGGGCUCUUGUUGCUUCUUUUGGAAAAGUCUUUUGGCAAGGUUCCUGAACAAUUUGCUACCUUCCUUAACCAAACAUCUCAACCAGUACCCGAUGAAGGAAGCAAGCACCAAUCUUCAGAAGGGAGUGGAAAGCAAAAUUCAUCAUCUAGUCUAAACUGAGUGGAGAUAACG
Messenger RNA from Ipomoea nil (Japanese morning glory), 814 nucleotides. RefSeq lists its product as uncharacterized. The transcript is spliced from 5 exons. The coding region runs from base 1 to 690 and encodes 229 amino acids. NCBI's taxonomy places the organism in Eukaryota, Viridiplantae, Streptophyta, Magnoliopsida, Solanales, Convolvulaceae. The record is from RefSeq and is a predicted model, not a curated record.